UUUACACUAUGAGCGCUUCACAAUUUCGCUGAAUCCAAAAGUUUAUGUGCUUAAUUAAUUCCUUCCCGAUCUCUAAUUCUCCAUGCUUUUGCACUGCAAAAUAAAACCCUAACUUACUUCAAUUUGCAUUACAAAAUGGACCAAAAUCACAAUUCAGAAUCACAAUCAAGCUCCAGUGAAGUAUCUUCAGCAACAGCAGUUUUCCUAGGAGCUCUAGCUCCUGGUGUUAACGGGCCAACAUGGAAUACAUUAAAGUCUGCGUUUUUAAUGUUGGGUCUUUGUCUUGCUGUUAUGUUGGGUUUAGCAUUCUCUUCCAGUGAUUCUUGGUUGGUGUUUCACGUUGUGUUCCUUGUUCUUAUUUCUGUUACACUCUUCUUACUCCUUAGCUGGUUUCUUUCAGAAACUGGUCUAGUCUCCGUCGAACAUCAAAUGCGAGAGAUGGGCUUGGAAGCUAAGGAUCCUCUAGAGGCAAACAAAAAGAGCGAAUAACUAUUAUCUUGUUUUUUCAUGAUCUCCUGAUACAUGACCAAAUUAGAGUACACGGUCGAAAAGCAUAGAACACUAAGCUUGAUUUUUUUUUCCUCUUUCAAUUUUUGUAAUUGUACAUAUUUUACUCUUCUCUAUCUGAUGUGGCUUCUGCUGCAAGUGGUAUAUAUUUUAUUUUUUCUAGUUUAUAAUGA
Medicago truncatula (barrel medic) is the source of this 680-nucleotide messenger RNA. RefSeq lists its product as uncharacterized. The record is from RefSeq and is a predicted model, not a curated record. NCBI's taxonomy places the organism in Eukaryota, Viridiplantae, Streptophyta, Magnoliopsida, Fabales, Fabaceae. The transcript has 3 exons. Bases 136 to 489 code for a protein of 117 amino acids.